UCAAAUAUAUCUAGAGACUUGUCCUUUUGAUAGAUAGCUUUUCCCGUGUAUCUGAUGAAAAAUUUAAAUGUUGACACUGUGGUACAAACUGUGAUUAACAACUGUCUUUAAUACGUCUGUGUGGUUUGUUAACGACAUGUAGAAUUAGAUGUUGAAUUAUCUCAGUGUUUAGAUACAGAUAACUACACUGCUGAAGAUGACGUCUAAAGGAUUUUUCACUAAAAGAGGAAUUUUCUUUUUCUUUUGUUUAUUAGAUUUAUUUAAAUAUUCGAUAUCGUACAGUGUGAGUGAUGCAAAUUAUCUUCACAACCUGUUAUUCAAUCAGCCUGGUUACAAUAGACUGGUCCUACCAGACUAUCCAAUUACUGUUAGUGCAGAAUACAACAUGCUGACUGUUAAUUCUUUGGAUAUGAAGUCACAGACAUUGUCAACAUCAGGAUGGUUUACAGUGGUUUGGAAUGAUAGCCGAUUGGCCUGGAACAAAUCGUCCUAUGGAAAUAUUGAAUACAUAUAUGUACCUGGAGACUUAGUUUGGCACCCUGAACUGAUUGUGCAGAAUUCUAUUGAUGACUUGAGUAAUCUUGGUGAUGAUACAACAGUUCGUAUACGAUACGACGGAGAAAUACGAUGGGAACCAUCUGCCAUUUUGUCUACGUCAUGUGACAUGGAUGUCACGUUCUUCCCAUAUGACAGUCAAACUUGCGACAUAGAAUUAGCUAGUUGGGGUUUCCACACAGAUGCCGUCAACCUAACAUUCUUGAAAACGAAUUUAGAUUUACAAGACUACAGAAUCAAUGGAGAAUGGAAUCUUGUAUCAACCUCUCAGCAUUCAUCUGAGCUCAUAGAAGAAGGACUGGUGUAUUCGGAACUCUUGUUCCGAAUAGUGUUUGAGAGACUACCCAAUUAUUACAUCAUGAGCGUUAUAAUUCCGGUUAUUAUAACAGCUGUAUUAACAUCUGUAACUUUUAUACUACCCGUAGAAUCUGGAGAAAAGGUCGGAUAUAUCCUGACAGUGUUACUUUCUUUGGCUGUUUUAUUGACGUUAUUUGCAGACAAUAUGCCUACAACAUCAAAACAUACUUCAGUUCUAGUGGUAUUUCUUACAGUAACAUUAGGAAUGGCCUCCUUUGUGAUUAUCGUUACGAUAUUGAUAAUAAGACUUUAUCAUGAACCGGAUGAUUUUAUUGCUCCAAACUGGAUGCAUUCUCUGGCGAGGAAAUGCAGGAAAUCACAAUACAGCGCCGUAGAUACAAAUCCAGUUGGUCAAAGUGAGUUCACAGAAAAUAACCAACCGACAGGCAGUGGAAGCUGUAAAGAAAAAGUUAGUUUGAACAAUAUUAAACCUUCAUACACCAACACAGAACUAGCAGAAUUCUUUGAUAAUUUUCUGUUUGUUGUGUUCACGGUUUUAUAUGUUUUGGUAACCGUUUGUUUCACUAUAACACUAUGUGUUGCAGAAUAAUGGAGGCAGGAAAUGAAACAUGAGGAAUACUUCAAGAAAAUCGGCAAUCUAGUAUAAGCAAAUACUGGUUUUACGUGUACAUUGCAAGUUAAUGUUCGUCAACAAUUGUAUUACAUUACUCAAAUGCAAAAGGCUUGUCCGUAAAUUGUCUGGAAUUUUUUAUGCUUUUUCCGAUUUUAAAAAAAUUGUCGUUUUUAAAAUUUGUUGAAGGAAAAGUUGCACAAAAAUAUAACAAGUAUAAUCAGCAAGAAUAAAAACUGUUCAUAAACAAUAAACAGUUGUAGUAUGUUAUCGAUUAGUCAAUUUUGUAAGAGAAUCUGUCAUGUACUGUAAGUGUAAACCAACUAUACAUUCGCGUGUAGAUAGAUUUUCAUCUUCUCUUUAAUGAAUACAUCAGUAACAUUAGAUACUAUCGAAAAUGAAGCGUUGCGAAUUCGAUCAGAAAGAAUGGAAAACAGGAAAGUAUCAGCGAAAUAUGUUUGUUAGCAGUAUACAAAAGAUAAAAAAAUAAAUUGUUAGCUAUAUUCAGUAAUAAAUUUUGAUUUAGUAUAAAAGAUUGAUAUUACUCAAAAUAUACAUUGUACGCAU
Mytilus californianus (California mussel) is the source of this 2050-nucleotide messenger RNA. RefSeq names its product neuronal acetylcholine receptor subunit alpha-3-like. The transcript has 6 exons. Bases 197 to 1462 code for a protein of 421 amino acids. Lineage: Eukaryota; Metazoa; Mollusca; Bivalvia; Mytilida; Mytilidae. Gene Ontology annotation, molecular function: acetylcholine-gated monoatomic cation-selective channel activity; transmembrane signaling receptor activity. The record is from RefSeq and is a predicted model, not a curated record. Gene Ontology annotation, cellular component: postsynaptic membrane; synapse; neuron projection. Gene Ontology annotation, biological process: regulation of membrane potential; monoatomic ion transmembrane transport; signal transduction.